AUGGAUGAUAAAGAAGUCCCAAAUCAUUCAUUCACAGCACCAGCUAGCCUUGAUUCCUCUUCUUCUGUAGAAGCUUCAACAAAUCUCGAGGAAAAUGAUGGUCAACAGCAACAGCAAGAACCAACCAACAAGAAUGAACAAACUCCGAACAUUGAUACCGUUGAUGAUGAGAAAAUCUCAACCACUCCAAUUCUCCCAUCAAAUAACAACAACAAUAGUAUCAUUGAAAAUGUAAAUCCUUCCACUGCUACACCAAUACCCUCAAGAACAUCUCCAUCCGAGUCUUCUCAAAUUCCGCGACCUCUCUCUACAGGAUCCAUUUCAAAAUCACCUCAUGGUCUUUAUAUCCGAACCACAGCUUCCCAUGCUCACUCAUCCUAUGAUUUAUUUGCUACAUCAUCCAACAAUAACAACAACACAAAUGAUAUUGCCAUUAGUUUUGUACUAGCAAACAAUAGUGGACUAUCACCCACUCUUCAGCAAACUUCAUCAUCACGUAUUUCUCCAUCAUUGGCAACCAGUAGUAGCACGGAUGAGGAUUUUUCAUUUAGUCCGCAAUUUAUUGCCGGAAAAAGAUCGAAACUUGGAAUGAAUCCGGCUGCUUGUGAUCAUACAAAUUGCAAUCAUAAGGGUUCCAAUCAAAAGGGAAGCAAAUCCUUAUUGAACAAUAUUUGGUUAAGAUUGAAAAGAAUACCCAAGUCCUUUGCUAAAGCAUUUAGAGAGGAGGACAAAUCUUCUUCUCCAAACUCGCCCUUCUUUGGAGAUGAAUACCGUCACACAACUCGAGGAAAGGGAAAAAAACAAGCAUCCUUAAUUUUGAAAGACAUGACAAACCGUGUUAUGUUAUUUGCCUCUUUAUUUGCCAAAUGGAUACAUACUGUUGUAUUGGUUACAGUAGCUUUUUUGUGGAAAAUUGGAUUAUCUUUAUCAAGUGGAGAGUACAAAACCAUGUUUUCUCAGAGGGCAUUAAUGGAACAAUUUUCUUCAAAAAACAUAUCACACUGGAUACAGCGUAUCAAAAAUUUGCAUCCAGAUGCUGAAUGGUUUGUUGGAUAUGUACAGCAAUUUUUACUAUUUUUUGUGCAGCCUCUUUCUCUCUCAUCAGCAAGAAAUUACAAGCUUACCACGCAUCAACAUGCACAGCUUAAAGCACACUUCUUUGCUUGUAUACUCAUUUUAGGAUUUGGAUUUCUUGAAGUAAUGGUUGGACUCUUCCACUAUGGAAAUACUCAUUAUCAUGAAUCAAGCGCUACUGGAGGCGAGGAGGAAAUUUAUGUCACCAGCAUUAGAAAUCAUGAAUUUCUAGUUGGAUUACUUAUAUUAUUUUCUGGGUUCUAUUUAUUACAUAGAGGAUUCAUGUUUUUGAUUGACCUGAUUGUCAUAUUUAUGAAAACUACACAGGAGCAAACAUCGCCACAUGGUGUAUGCAUUUCGAAAAGUACUCUCGAAGCUAAAUCCAACAUGAAUCAACAAUCUUUCACUCCAUCAAAGACUACUGUACUACCUAUUGACUCUCCAUUAGAGUCUUCAUCCUUAUUGACUGAACAAUUAAUGAAUAAUGAAGAGUCUUCAUCUUCAUUCUCUUCUACAUCUCGUCUCGUUGAGGAGGGAAAAACUAAACUUGAACCAUUAUUUGCGCCAUACACAUUUUCAUUAUGGAAACGGUUGCGUGUGCUGCUACGAUUUGCCAAUGGCAUGUAUGCCACAUUCCUUUCUCUCAGUAUUUUGUCAGAAAUGGUACAAUAUGUUUUAACCACAAAAUUCGCGUCAGUUGAAUCCACACCUCACAAGCAACAACAACAACCAAAACAAUUGCAGGAUAUGAGUAUAGGAUUGUUCACGCACAUGAUUGUAAUUUUUGGUUUAUUGGUCAAUGGUCUUUCAAUUUAUCUCUUUGCAAAUUAUUCAAAUGAUGGUGUUUCUGCAACACUUCAAAAGAAGAAACAUGAAGAGUCAGAUCAAAGUGAAUCUACAGGAUUCUCAUCAUUUCUGCAAUCUCCUCCAUCAGAUAUGAGAAAAGGGUCGGCUAAUUUAAGAGCAUCAAGCCGUUACAGCAACUCUGCGAAUGCUAUGUGGUACAAUACUUCUCCAUGGUUCCAACAACAAUUCUCGUCCUUCCAUGCUGCUCUAAAUUCAGCGCACUCCUCACCUCUUUACAAAUAUUACAAUUCUCUCAUCACCAUGAUUCGUAUGAAAAUUCCACAUGCCAGAUUUUGGAUUUAUAGAAAUAUGAGGGAAGCUCAUAUUCAUGCUGUUUUGUUUUUGUAUAUGAGAGCCAUUUAUUAUUCCACAGGUGGUCUUUUGUUCGAUUUUAUUUUGUGCUGUAUGAGUACCAUGACAACUAUUUAUUUUGUCAUUCCAGUUCUAAAAGCCAAUGGAAAAGUAUUACUUCAGACGACACCAGAAAAUUUGUGUACUCAUUUGAACGCAUGUGUGAAGGAAGUUUCAACUACUGUGGAUGGAGUUUUAGAAUGCCACAGUGAACAUUUUUGGGCUCUCAAUAGUGCCUCAUUAGAUGAAGCAGACGAAGAAGAAAUCUUACAAGUUGAUCCUGAAAAGAGAAAGCAAGAAUUGAUUGCAACCAUUAAGGUACGAAUAGCAAAUGAUGUUCAAGUCGAUCAUCAGCGAGUGUUGCAAGCAGUCAGAAAAAUAUUUUGUUCGAAUGGUUUAAUUAAGGAACAUAAUUUGACAGUGCAGGUUGAGAAGAACACGAUUCUGGGUUUAGAAAAGAUUCAUGACUUGACACCAAUGAUGCCCUUGGUAGAUGCUAAUAUGUGA
Naegleria fowleri is the source of this 2778-nucleotide messenger RNA. RefSeq lists its product as uncharacterized. Lineage: Eukaryota; Heterolobosea; Eutetramitea; Acrasida; Naegleriidae. Gene Ontology annotation, molecular function: zinc ion transmembrane transporter activity. Gene Ontology annotation, biological process: zinc ion transport; intracellular zinc ion homeostasis. Bases 1 to 2778 code for a protein of 925 amino acids. Gene Ontology annotation, cellular component: Golgi apparatus. The record is from RefSeq and is a predicted model, not a curated record. The transcript has a single exon.